ACAAUUUCUCUCUGUGCUGAAUCUGCUUGCGGCUGUUAACAAUGUCCGUGAAGGUAAAUUAUACAGUAUUAUCGCCCAUAAGGUCCGAGGGCAUGGUUCAAAUAAAUGCACCCGGAAAAGAAAUAGGAAGGACUUGUAAUACUCAAAAUCAAGAAUCACAAUUAGCACGGCAUCUAUCCUCUACAUUUUCAGCACCGCAUCAUGAUCAGAUUGACGGAAAUUUCCAGAAAAUGAAAGCAAGCGGGAGCUGCAAGUUUCAGAUAACUGACGGGAAACUGAACUGGGGACAUAGUCGGAUUCAGAAAAAAGGAAAUCUUACGCGUCCUCCAUCGCGUAGUGCAGCGGCUUUAAAUAUCAGCAAAGACCACCUGCGCGUACCACAACACCUUCCCGAUCCCGCAGACAAACCUCUCCCAAAUCCCAGUCGCGCGCCCUCGAUCGACAUCACCCUUUCCUAGCUGCAGUAGAACCCUAGCAGCAGAUCGGGCAGCCGCCGGCCGGGAUGGAGGGGCUCGACGUCGACGACAUCUUCCACCACUACCGGCUGAGCCCUACGGAAGUGGACGCCGUCACCUACUACCUGCCACGCCUCCUCUCCGGCGAGACGCUGCAUGCCGUCGACAAGCUCAUCCACCGCGUCGAAAUCUCCGGCUGCGAGCCCAAGGAUCUGGCCGCCCGGUACGCGCCCGUGCCGCAGGCCGUGAGCAGCGGCGACCGGUUCUUCUUUACCACGUGCAAGAGCAAGAACGGGAGCAAGCUCCAGAGCGUGCGCGGCGCCGGCGGCGGCACAUGGACCAUACAGAAGACCACGGAGAUUUGCCACGCGGGAGUCAAGGUCGGCGAGGUCAAGAACCUGUCCUUCAAGAAGAAGGGCAAGUCCACGGGCUGGGUCAUGGAGGAAUACCGGUGCCUGCUGCCGGAGGCCACCGUCUCCGACGGGGUGAAGGUGUUCUGCAAGAUGCACUUGGCUCAGCAUGCUCCUGACGCGGCCCGCCAGGAAUCGGAAGCAUACAAGCUUCAGCAACAGCAACCAGAGGCCGUGACCCCGAGCACGCACGCGCAGAAGAGGCCAGCGCCGGCUGCCGCCGCCGAUCCUCAUCCUCCGCGCCCCAAGAAGAGGAUGAGCGGUGCUGUCCCCGUCCCGGCACCUGCCACACCGUCGUUCACCGCUGCAGCACCGGAUUUCUUGCCGGAUGAGUCCGUACCUGAAGCUGACGACGACAUGGACCGGUUCUGUUGCACAAUCGAUGAGCUUCUCGGGUUACAAGUGGAGGAAGAUCUCCCGGUCGGAGCUACUAACAGCAUCGAACAGAAUUUCUACUUGGAACCAGAGGGGCCGCAAAAGCUUUUCGCUGAUGCUGCAGAAGAAAUCGUCCCGCUCGAAGCUGACGAGCUGGAGUUCCUUAGGGCUAUACUCGAUGAAGGAGCAGAAGAGCAGGAGCGGGAGGCUGUCUCGACCAACGACAAGUCAUCCAUUGUUCAAGACGUGGGGACUUACAACCCGCUGCCGAUCAUCUUCCAUGAUCCAUUUGAAGAAGCGUGGAAGGCCGAAGAGGCGCUCGAGAACGAGAGGAGGUGCAAUGCCGCCGCCAAUCUUCACGCUGGAGGGCACAGCAACUUCUUCUCUCCUGCAAGUGUCUACUAA
This is a messenger RNA of Triticum aestivum (bread wheat), 1645 nucleotides long. RefSeq lists its product as uncharacterized. The transcript has a single exon. Gene Ontology annotation, biological process: regulation of DNA-templated transcription. Gene Ontology annotation, molecular function: DNA binding. Bases 503 to 1645 code for a protein of 380 amino acids. NCBI's taxonomy places the organism in Eukaryota, Viridiplantae, Streptophyta, Magnoliopsida, Poales, Poaceae. The record is from RefSeq and is a predicted model, not a curated record.